Etheostoma spectabile (orangethroat darter) is the source of this 707-nucleotide messenger RNA. Its product is annotated as replication protein A 14 kDa subunit. Gene Ontology annotation, molecular function: single-stranded DNA binding; damaged DNA binding. Gene Ontology annotation, biological process: base-excision repair; double-strand break repair via homologous recombination; nucleotide-excision repair. Lineage: Eukaryota; Metazoa; Chordata; Actinopteri; Perciformes; Percidae. Gene Ontology annotation, cellular component: nucleus; DNA replication factor A complex; site of double-strand break. The transcript is spliced from 4 exons. The record is from RefSeq and is a predicted model, not a curated record. Bases 171 to 539 code for a protein of 122 amino acids.
UUUGUAAUCCUGCGUUUGCCGUUUUUACACACCCCGUAGGUUUUCAACUGAAAUGUUGAUACUCCGCCCGCGUAGGCUUGUGUGUGAUCCAAAAAUAUCUAACUAAACAUUUCCCGCGCUAAAUAGCUUUGUCUGGAGUUCAGAAACGCCAUAACAGCAAACCCUGUAAAAUGGCAGGUAUACUGGAUGUCCCGAAACCCAGAAUAACCUGCGAUAUGCUGUCGCUGCACAUAGGCAGACCGGUGUGCUUUGUUGGACGUGUUGAAAAAGUUCACCCGACCGGGAAAACGUUCACUGCCUCGGAUGGAGACGGGAAGAUUGCGACGGUGGAACUUAACGAACCUCUUGAUGAAGAGCUGAGCGGUGUUGUGGAGGUCGUUGGCAUGGUGUCCAACAAAGGAGUAAUAAUGGCCGGCACGUACAACAUGCUACGAGAGGACAAGGGCAUUCCUUUUGAUUUAGAGCUGUAUGCUGAAGCCCUGAGAGUCCUCCAUGACUUCCCCCAGCACUACCCUUUUGAAGUGGCUGCCAGUGGAUGAGGCUCACCAUGGGACCAUGGGAACGUGUGCUCACUAAAGGUUCUCUGCCCGUUGUUUUUCAUGUGGCCUUUUUUUUUUUUUUGUAAAGUAAAAAUUAGAUUUGUACAAAAGAAAAUCUGUAUUAUUAAGUCAUUUCUGUUAGUAAAAUAAAACGUGUUAAGACCAAAU